Molecule: messenger RNA, 1980 nt
Organism: Annulohypoxylon maeteangense
Lineage: Eukaryota; Fungi; Ascomycota; Sordariomycetes; Xylariales; Hypoxylaceae
Exons: 3
Coding region: 1-1980 (659 amino acids)
Source: RefSeq, a predicted model, not a curated record
AUGCCUAACAGUACGCCCUCUUUGAGGGCCUUGGUGCUUCUUUGCUCUAUCGGAGCGGUAACUGCAUCCCAGGGCUUCUACCCACGUUUCGCCAAUUUCAGCAUCCCUAUAUCGGGUACAGUUUCAAUCUCUCGCAGUCUAAGUUCAUCGAGAAGCGUAUCCACUAGUAGCCUCUCUUCCCCCAGCGGAAACUUCUCAAGUCAAAGUUCAUCUAUCAUCAUAAGUACCUCCACGAGUACCUCCGAAAGCUUAUCGUCCCGAAUUUCUGCCUCUGCAUCAACCAAUUCCAAAUCCCAAACCACAUCUCCCAGUAAUUUCACCAGCUCUACAAGUUCCUCAUCUGGAAACACAUCUAGCGGUUCUUUCUCUAGAAGUUCUCUGACUGGAAGUACCUCCGGAACAACAUCCCCAAGAACUACGUCAUCAGAAACAACCCAAUCAAAGAGCACGCCCAACAGCUCGAGUUCCAUUUCUUCGACGAAACCAGUCGUAACGAUUGUGACGACAGGUGGAAUUACCAAGACGUCAACUCUCCCACCCUCCAGCAUCACACCACCCCCAACCAUUACCAUAAACUGGAGUACGGUGACAACUUCCACUACGUCUGGAGUCUCCACAGCAACUCACGACUCACAUGGCUGGCCUAUCAUUCCCAUUCUUCACUGCUGGUUCUGUCCUCCAAUCGGGGGCGGCGGUGGAAAUUUCGGCAUCGUGAUCCCCGGCGUUAAGGGUCCCGGCAUCCUACCUCCUCCCCCGGCCAAUAUUAUUUCAUCCCUAGGAUUCUCGGCGAAUAUGCCAACCAUUACGCUGGACCCGGAAGGAGAUCCUACUUAUCCGACAGAAGAACUCACUAGUUCACCUACCAGCCACGGCUCUUCGGCCUCAUCCAACUCACCUAGCUCUUCUACGAGCUCCUGCACCCGUACCGCCACCGGAUAUGAUUUAUACGUCACAUGUACCUCACUCACGGGCUCAGCGUUGUUGAGCACUUCUGUAGGCUGCAAGACGUCCACGCGGACAACAACGGGAUGUGAAAUAACGACAACGGCUUCGACGACAACCAUAGCUGCUUGUCCUUUGAGCGCAUCGGCAAGCAUCAGUUCUGCGGACGAAAGUGCGCGUGCAGCUGCCGGCACAGUUGUUAGUGGGACAACAUACCCUCUUGCUUUCUGGCCAACGGAUUCCCUUGUCCCGAGUGGCUUCACCAUUUCGCAAUUCGGGAGUAUAUUCGAAAGUUCGGUCUCCAGCACGUCGAGCGCAGCCCCUAGUAACACCAGUGCUCCGACUAGUACUUCGGGUUCGCAUUCCAGUAGCUCGAGUAUUCCUUCCAGUGUCUCGAGUGUAACCCAGAGUAAAUCGACCGUUCCAUCUACAUUCUCAACCUUGAAAUCUAGCGGUUCUACUUCCUCCUCCGUAACACGGCCAGUGACGGUACUUAGUCCGUCCUCAUCGACUCCAAAUCGUUCGAGCACUAAGCUCACAUCCAAAGUGACGUCGUCCCAAGAAACGUCCCAAACCUCAGCCACCUCCACCAAGCCCGUUCCUACGACUUCAACAAAACCAGCGCCAACCCCGACCGCAACGUGGUCUCUCGCUGCCUACAACGUAGACUGCGCCGCACAGAAAAAGUCGAACGACUUUUCUUACUACACGCUAGAAGGCUACGACUCGCAAAGCCCAAGCGAAACCUGUAUCAAGAUCCAGAGCUCCCUACCCAUAAGCUCCGACACGACGAACUCGUGCGGAUGGUUCGAGGAAGCCGGGUCCGUCGGCCCAUCUUCCUGCUCUAACGGGAAGUUCAGCCAACCGACCUCUUUCUUCAUCCGCCAGGGUUUCUGCACGAUAUACAAGGGGACCGAUUGCACAGGAGUCUGGAACGGGAUCGAUUCUCGCGAUUACACGGGCUGUACAAGCGUCAAGGACGCGUUUGUGGAUCUAGGCGGUUGGGGCUCUAUGAAGUGUUUUGCGUAUUCGUCGUAG